UACUAUAUUAGAAACGAAGAAAGAAAAUCACAAACUUUUUCCAAAGAGAUCAGAAAGAGGAGAAGGAGAAGAUAGUCUGGAAAAGUAAUCUCUCUUUCUUGGAUCUCUCACCACAUAUUACAUUGAAAAACAAAAAAAAAACAUUUAUUCAUCUCUUACCCUCCAUUCUUCCAUUACACAGUGCUGUUUAGCACAUCUUUUACCAUAUUUGUUAUUUCCCUGUUGCUGGCUAUAGCAUGGAUCGCAUCCGAGCAUAUUCAUCUCCGCAUUUUCUUUCUUCUUCAACAAGUAAUUUCAACGGACAGCCAGAAGAAGAAUGCGGUUUGGAAGGACUUGCCACGAAUGUGAAGCUAUUACUGAAGCUAAUUCAAGAUCAUAAUGGGUCUAGCCCAAAAGAAAAUGAUGAGCGCAAGUAUCAUAGGGUGAAUGGAAUGAUGUUAAUCCUAGAUGAGGCUAGAUCGAGGGUUCAAAAGAUUCAAUCUUCUACCAUGAGAAAAGCUGAACUUAGGCGGUGUAACACUGAUCUUAGGCCAAACCUUCCAACUCCCAAGGACAAAAGGCCUCCUGAUGCGCCUAUGGAUGAGAAAGAGAGGCUAAAGAGAGAGCUUAAUGCAAGCUUGGUGGCACGGCAGAGCCUUCAAGCAUUGUGUUCAAGUUUGGGAAAAGAGAAGCAAAUUAUGGCUGCUGAGCUUGCAAGAAAGGCUCAGGAGUUGACAGAAAUGGAGGAUUUCAUUGGUGAUCUAAAGGCACAGAAUGACAUGUUGAUGGAGAAGUUGCAUGAGUGCAGCUCCGAACAGAAGGAGAAGAAGAGUAAUACUAAUGGAGUGGAGAUGGAAUGUAACAUAGUUCUACGAGAGCGUAACAAGGCGCUUUCGGAGCAACUCCAGAAGUCACUUGAUGGUUAUCGGUCUAUGAAGAGAAAACUCAGAGACGUUCUAGAGGAAAACAGGCAAAUUCGUGACACCAUGGAGCAAAUGGAGGAGGAACUUCAAGCUGGCAUUCACAGGAUAAGUAGCUUCAAGGAAGGAAAAAGGUCAAGUAAACUAGGAAACGACAUCAAAGAGGGAAUCUCAGCUUUGGAGCAUAUGCUUCAUUCUCUUAUGAUGAAAAUCUCUAAACAUACACAGAAGAGAACUUGAUGUGAUAUGCCCAACGCUCAGCAAUCUGUGAUUGGUAGAGGCAAAGAAGAGAAUGGGCAUUGUAUCAACACAUCAUCCAUUUACAGCAUGCUCUUCUUCAUUUCAUGCCAACCUCGUCUAUUCUCAUAUCUAGAAAGCAUGCUCUUAGACCAUUAGCAGAAAGGGAGCCAUUAACCAAAUCAGUUGACUGUAAAAUAUGUGUAAUACGAGAGUGAGUAGAAAGGGUCGAAGAAGAUAAUGGUGACAUUGCACAUGUUUUUGAACUUUGGUUCAGAUGUACACUGACCAAAGAGUUGUAUAAACUAGAUUCCUUAUAAGCUUGUCCUAAAUUCAAUUUUCCUUCAGUUCAAUACAUUAUUCACAUCAGAAAACAACA
Messenger RNA from Cajanus cajan (pigeon pea), 1515 nucleotides. Its product is annotated as myosin heavy chain-like protein. Lineage: Eukaryota; Viridiplantae; Streptophyta; Magnoliopsida; Fabales; Fabaceae. The record is from RefSeq and is a predicted model, not a curated record.